AUGGGGGAUGAACAGUGCGACGCCAAAUAUAGCGUCGCGCUGUUCAUCCCCGUCAAAAUGCGGCAACAAAUGCCGCUCGAUUGGAGCUCCCACGCAGCGGCAUUUUCACUUUUCGCCUCAAAAUGCCGCUGCGUUGGAGAUGUUCCCGUCACCGCCCCCUCCUCCCCCUCCUCCACCGGUAACUCUACCGACCCCUCUCAAUGCUCCUCCCUCCUAAACCUGAAACGAUCCUUCACCUCUGCAGACCUCGGCACGUGGCAGCCAGACACGGACUGCUGCGGGUGGGACGGCGUCCUCUGCGACCCAGUCUCGGGCCUGGUCACCGCCCUCGACUUAAGCCACCGCGUCAUCGCCGGUAAGCUCACCGCCGGUCUCUUUAAUAUCACCUCCCUUCGAAAGCUCGACCUUGCGUAUAAUGUGUUUGAUGAAAUUCCUAUUCCAAAUGAAAUUGGGUCGCUUUUAAAUUUGACCCAUCUUAAUUUAUCAAAUGCUGGGUUUUCUGGGCAAGUGCCCGUUGGGAUUGUGAAGUUGACGAACUUGGUGUCGCUUGAUUUGUCGACGAUUUCCUUGGUUCAGAGUUCUCUUAGUCUUGUGAAUCCUAAUCUUGGAACUUUGAUUGGGAAUUCGAGUGAGUUGAGAGAGUUGUAUCUUGAUAGUGUAAACAUUUCGGCAAAUGGGCAUCGGUGGGGCGCAGCGGUGGCGAAAUCUACUCCGAAACUGACAGCUUUGAGCUUGACGAGCUGUUCGAUCACUGGGCCUAUUGAUUCUUCACUCUCGAAGUUGAGCAAGUUGUCGGUGGUUCGAUUGGAUCAGAAUGAGUUGAAUUGCAGUGUGCCUGAUUUCUUCGGAAAGUUGUCUUCUUUGAGUGUGGUUAGUCUCAGUUUUUGUGGGCUUACUGGAUUUUUCCCAAAGGAUGUGUUUGUCUUGAAGAACUUGACAAAUAUUGACUUGUCAAAUAAUCUGAUGCUUUCUGGGUCAUUGCCAGAUUUCUUUAAUGACAGUAGGUUGAAUAGUUUGGUGCUAUCCGGGUCGAAUUUUUCUGGGUAUUUGCCGAAUUCUAUAGGGAAGCUGAAAUCUCUGACAAGAAUGGAUCUUUUCAAUUGUCAAUUUUCAGGAGUCGUACCCUUUUCAGUAGGCAACUUAAGCCAAGUUGUUUAUUUGGACCUUUCAAUCAAUAAUUUCACCGGUCCAAUCCCUUCUUCUAUGCCACCAAGAGUGUCUGAGCUGAUACUUUCAAACAAUAGGAUGACUGGUCCGAUCCCUUCAUCUAUUGGAAAGCUUGAGCAUGCAGUGAAGAUUGAUUUUUGUAAUAAUUUUCUUUCUGGGGAAAAUCCGGACGUCUCUAUUUGCUCUCGCAUUGUUACAAGAAGUGCAAUUGAGUCUGAACCAACUUUUAGAGAGAGAUUCCAAGGUCAGUCUUUCAGCUCUCGGCGCUUAAAGUUUUUACCAUCGCAUCGAAAUAACUUUAGCGGGACAGUUGACGUUGAUUGGUUUACUGCUCUUAGUAACCUCUCGAGUCUGGAUCUAUCAAAUAAUAGGAUUUCGGUAGAGGAUAAGGGUGGUAAUGCUUCUAUCCCCAAACUUGGCGCGUUGAUGUUAGCUACUUGCAAUUUGAAGAGGGUUCCAAGUUUCUCAAUGCAUCAAGAUCAGAUGGGUAUCCUAGACCUCUCAAACAAUAAAAUUCAUGGUGCAGUACCCGAUUGGAUAUGGAAUAUUGGGAACAAUAGUCUGAUAUAUUUAAACCAGUCUUUCCAACAUGUUCACCUCUGUUGGAAGCAAUCACAUAAGUGGUCUUUCCCCUUUUGGCUGGGGAGCAUUUGUUCUCUUCGAGUUCUAGUUCUGAGAUCAAAUGAACUCCAUGGCUAUGUUGGUUCUCCUCCAGAGACUCAUUCAAAUAACAAUACCUUCUCAAUGCUUCAAAUCUUUGAUAUUUCCUCUAAUUACUUCAACGGCACUCUUCCCUUGGAUUUCUUCAAGAAAUUGAAGGCAAUGAUGCAUUCAGAUUCUAAUCUCUCAACUCUGCGAUUUGAAUACAAGAAAUCGUCUCCCUCCUGCUACCAGAACGCAGUUACAGUUAAAAGCGAAGGGUUGGUCAUGACACUAGUAAGGUUAUUGGCAAAGGUAUUUAUGUCUCUCUAUUUCUCUAAUAAUCACUUUGAAGGUAAUAUCCCUGCGGUGAUUGGUCAGCUCCAAGGACUUCAUGCACUAAACCUUUCGUACAAUUCGUUUAUAGGAAAGGUCCCCGCAUCAGUAGGAAACUUGAAACAAUUGGAGUCGUUGGGCCUCUCGACUAACAGUCUCUAUGGUGAGAUUCCUCAAGAAAUGACGUCUCUCACAUGCCUCUCUUACUUGAAUCUCUCCCACAACUAUUUUUCUGAACAAAUUCCUCAAAGCAAUCAGUUCUCUACAUUUCCGAACACUUCUUUUUGGAGGAAAUCAGUGGUUACGUGGGAGCCCGUUAUCGAAGAAAUGCAGCGGAGGGAGGGGAAAUGGGACUGAUACGCUGAAGCAUUCUAAGUCUAGCAAUUCGGUGGCGAGCUAUGUGAUUGGAUUGGCAUUGUGUGUUGGUGGAGGAUUUGGAGUGGGGAUUGCUUGUGCUACAAAAUUUGAAGCAAUGGAAAAAGUGAAAUGCUAAUCUUCGAUAAAUAAGAUACAAAAUGUUGCGAGUGA
Messenger RNA from Asparagus officinalis (garden asparagus), 2670 nucleotides. Its product is annotated as receptor-like protein 12. Gene Ontology annotation, molecular function: protein binding. The record is from RefSeq and is a predicted model, not a curated record. The coding region runs from base 1 to 2499 and encodes 832 amino acids. Lineage: Eukaryota; Viridiplantae; Streptophyta; Magnoliopsida; Asparagales; Asparagaceae. The transcript is spliced from 4 exons.